UUCCAGCUGAAUUACGUACUUCAAGUAUAGCUCUAGAUAUAAACGACUGGAAAACCAACUUGGUGUUUCCUGUAUAUCAAUCAACCGGCCCGAGAUCAUAUGCCAAUGCCACUGGAGCGAUUCCAAACUACUACAACGAAGGUUUUCUUUCACUCCAGCACAUCGUCUCUCAUUCUCUACUCUUCUGAUAAAAAAAGGAAUUACUAUUCCCGAUUUAACGACUCCCGCUGGCAUAGCAAGCUUGAUUUUACAAUUACAGUUGAACAACAUCAAAAUUACCAGCUUUUUUAUAUGAGGAGAUUUCCUUAUGCCCAUUGGCAAAACGAUCCGCUGUUGACACCGCUGAAAAGUUUCGUCGGUAUCAUUAUCAUGUUGAGUUUUGUUUACACCUGCAUCAACACAGUGAAGGCCGUCACAGCCGAAAAAGAAAAGCAACUAAAGGAGGCAAUGAAAAUUAUGGGCCUACCCAACUGGCUACAUUGGACUGCCUGGUUCCUGAAAAGUUUAAGCUACCUCCUAGUCUCGAUCAUUUUAAUGGUGGUCCUGCUGAAAGUCAGAUGGUAUACCAAUACGGAGUUUACGGUUUUCACCUACGCUAAUCCGUUUGUCAUAUUGCUGUUCCUAUUUUGUUACAUAUGCGCCACUAUUACUUUCUGCUUUGCCAUAAGCGUAUUCUUUUCUAAAGGUUUCAAAUUGCCGCAACUAUUGCCGUGGAAUUACGAGUACCUACCAUUAGGUACAAAACUAGCUACCUCGUUGGGUUCUAACACGGCUAUGGCCUUUGGAUUCCAACUGAUGCUGAUGUUUGAAGGCACAGGAGACGGUGUACAGUGGGACAAUAUAUGGAGCCCUAAUACUCCUGACGAUACUCUUACUUUAGGACAUCUAAUGGUGAUGCUGGUAAUAGACUCAAUAAUUUACCUUCUAGUAGCUUUGUAUGUAGAAGCUAUCUUUCCUGGAGAUUAUGGCAUACCCCAGCCUUGGUAUUUUCCAUUCACAUCGUCUUACUGGUGUGGGAAGAAUCAUGUUGGUAGCCGUCGAGAUCUCGGCAGUUCGGAGCAAGACAGCGAAUUUUUCGAAGGCGAACCGAAAAACCUACGCGUCGGUAUCCAAAUUAACAAUCUGAGGAAGGUGUUCGGAAAAAAGGCCGCCGUUCGAAACCUGUCGCUCAACAUGUACCAAGACCAAAUCACCGUUCUCUUGGGCCACAACGGCGCAGGAAAAACGACCACAAUGUCCAUGUUAACGGGGAUGUUCCCGCCGAGCGGUGGUACCGCUGUGAUCAACGGGUACGACGUAAGAACCGAUAUAGAUGGAGUGAGGAAUAGUUUGGGGCUGUGUCCUCAGCACAAUAUCAUUUUUGACGAGCUCACAGUGGCGGAGCACCUGUAUUUUUUCAGCAGGUUGAAGGGUAUGUCGGGCAGUGAAAUUGAUGAGGAAAUCAAUAAGUACGUGGAGUUGCUCGAGUUACAACCAAAGAGAGACAAGAAAUCAAGUACGUUAUCUGGAGGCAUGAAGCGAAAACUUUGUGUCGGUGUUGCACUAUGCGGUAACUCCAAAGUAGUGAUGCUGGACGAACCCACAGCUGGAAUGGAUCCUUCAGCGAGAAGAGCUUUGUGGGACUUAUUACUCAAACAAAAAUCAGGCAGGACCUUAUUACUAACCACGCAUUUUAUGGAUGAGGCUGACCUACUAGGUGACCGUAUAGCUAUCAUGGCCGGUGGGGAACUGCAGUGUUGUGGUACCAGUUUCUUCUAAAAGAAAUACGGAGCUGGAUACCAUCUUAUAAAUGGACAAGUCGAUUCCUGCGACCCCAAUAAUGUAACUCAACUUUUAAGAAGACACAUUCCUGGAAUUUCCAUUCACACUAACAUCGGGUCGGAACUUACAUAUCUUCUAGUAGAAAGCCAGUCUUACAUUUUCGAGAAAAUGCUGAAAGACUUAGAAGAUCACAGUAGGCAGCUCGGUAUCAAUAGUUAUGGGAUUUCAUUAACAACCUUAGAAGAAGUUUUCCUUGAGCGAGAGAAACAGAAUUUUAUUAUAUUAUUGGCAUUUGUUGAUAUUGAUCUAGCUCCGAAACCAAUCACAUCCUUCGACUUCUUCCUCAAUCAAUUCAUGGCGAUGACAAUGAAGAAAAUCUUGUCGACCUACAGAUCCUGGAUUCUCCUGGCCAUCCAGAUUUUUAUGCCGGUCAUUUUUCUGAUAAUCGCCAUAGUUGUCGUGCGUCAGCAAUCAAACUUUGGCGACCUCCCUGCGAUGCCCCUUACCUUGGAUAGAUUCGACAAUCCUACUGUUCUAAUGGAGUAUAGCGGAAACGAUGAAUACGUCCAGCAAUAUGAGAAUGCCGUAGGGUCUGUGUACGAGAAAGUGGACAACAUUACCUCGACCAUGCUCGAUUUAGUAAGUUUUAUGGCCAUAAAAGCUGUACAGAACCACGGAUAUGCCAGGAGAUGGCAGCUUCACAAGGAUGAAUGGUCGUCAAACAGUGGCUUUUUAAAGGGUUUUAAUUUAGAAGAACAGAAAAUACCAAUUCAGCAGGCUACCGGGGUAUUUCAAGACGGCAAAGACACCGUUCAUUUCGGAAAAUUCACCCACGAUUUAAUGGGAGCAGGCUUCGAAGCAAUUGACAGCAGCAAUAGUCUGAGUCAAAUAUUUGACGUUAAUUUCACUGCCUAUUUUAACAACGACCCAUACCACACUCCCGGAGUUACGCUAGGACUAGCACUAGACACCAUGUUUAAGAAAGCACUGAACAGCAAUAGUGGUAUUCGGUUUUUCAACCACCCUAUGCCUUACAAUGCACAGUCAAGAAUGGAGUCAAAUAACAUUAGAAACAAUAUGGGACAAUUAGCUUUUCAACAUGGCUUUAGUAUGGCCUCUUCGUUCUAUAUAUUAUUUAUCGUUCGAGAACGAGUCUGCAAUUCGAAACAUCUACAGUUUGUCUCUGGAGUAAAGGGAUACGUUUUUUGGCUGAGCACUCUUUUAUGGGAUUUCGUCACAUUCCUGAUCACUGCCCUGGCUUUGGUCAUCACGUUGCUGUGUUUCCAAGAGGACGGAUUUAAAACUGCCAGUGAUAUAGGUAGGAUAUUUGUUACUUUGGUGUAUUUUGGCUGGAGCAUGCUGCCUAUGAUGUAUAUUGCCGGAUACUUUUUCGAUAUACCAUCGACAGGAUAUACAAGGAUGACUUUAUUCAGCAUUUUUACAGGUGUGGCUGCUUAUCUAAUAGUCCAGGUACUGUCAACUCCCGACCUAGGAUUGGAACAUAUCGGCAAUACACUGAACUGGAUAUUCCUGGCCGUUCCACACUAUUCUCUGGCAACGGGGAUUCGUGAUAUUUACACUUUGUACUUUUACAACAAAAUCUGCAAAGAACUCUACGCAAACUGCCAAUUAGUUACACCAGACAUUUCCUAUGAUGAGUGCAUAGAUAGUGUCGAAGCACAAUCUUACUGUGCAGAUUUAGAUGAACACUAUUUCAAAUGGAAAUCUCCGGGUAUAGGAAGAAACCUUGUAUAUUCCUUCACCGUAGGUUUCGUACUACUCACCAUCAUUCUAAUAAUCGAAUACAAGGUAUUCUCACAAAUCGCCUACUUCGUGAGACAAAAGUACUUUCCCAAAGACCCACACCCCGUACCCGACGAAGAUAGCGACGUCCAUAACGAAAAAGUCAAAAUCCAAAACAGUUCCCAAGUGGAACUGUUCCACAAUUACACCAUGGUGGUACAAGACUUGACAAAGUAUUACGGAAACUUCUUGGCCGUGAACGGGCUAUGCUUGGGUAUAAAAAAAUACGAAUGCUUCGGAUUGUUGGGGGUGAACGGUGCCGGGAAAACCACCACCUUUAAGAUGCUCACUGGAGAUAUCAGGAUAUCGAAAGGUGAUGCUUGGGUCAACGGAAAGAGCAUCAAACGACACGUGGAAGACGUUCAAAAGCUCAUAGGUUACUGUCCUCAGUUCGACGCUCUGUUGGAUGAUAUGACGGCAAGAGAAACGUUAAUAAUGUUCUCCUUACUCAGGGGUAUUCGCUACGAAAACUGUAAUCUUAUAGCGGAGAAGUUAGCUACGGACUUCGACUAUUUUCGGCAUUUAGACAAGAGAGUUAAGGAGCUGAGUGGAGGAAAUAAAAGGAAGCUGAGUACUUCGAUAGCUUUGAUAGGAGAUCCGCCAGUAAUUUAUUUAGACGAACCGACAACAGGUAUGGAUCCUGCCACGAAAAGAUACUUGUGGAACGCCCUCUGUAAAGUCAGAGACAGCGGAAAGACCAUUGUCCUAACUUCGCACAGCAUGGAAGAAUGCGAAGCUCUCUGCACCAGACUAGCCAUCAUGGUUAACGGAAACUUCAAAUGCCUGGGAUCCACGCAACACCUCAAGGACAAAUUCGCCGAAGGCUACACCAUAACGAUAAAAGUGAAAAAGCCCGACGAAAGUUCCGGUUCAACGCAUGCCGAUACCAGCGCCAUAGAGCGGUACAUUGGUGAGAAUUUCCCCAACGCCACCUUGCGAGAGAAGCACGAGGAACUGUUAACGUACUACAUCAUGGAUAAGAGUGUACCUUGGUCGCGGAUGUUCGGUAUAUUGGAGGAUGGUAAAAGGAGAGAUCUGCCCAUCGAGGAUUAUUCUUUGGGACAGAGCAGUUUAGAACAAGUAUUCCUCACAUUUACCAAACAUCAACAAGAGCAGUAACGUGUGAUAAUGUGAUAUAGGUUAUUAAGUAUUUAAUUUCUAACAAAAUUCAAACCAGUGCAGUGCCUCUCUCUGUUGAAAUUUGUCCGUUGACGAUAGCGUAUUUUUAAGUUAAGUUAAAAACAAAUAAUUUAUUUA
Molecule: messenger RNA, 4821 nt
Organism: Sitophilus oryzae (rice weevil)
Lineage: Eukaryota; Metazoa; Arthropoda; Insecta; Coleoptera; Curculionidae
Product: phospholipid-transporting ATPase ABCA1-like
Biological process (GO): transmembrane transport; lipid transport
Cellular component (GO): intracellular membrane-bounded organelle; membrane
Molecular function (GO): ABC-type transporter activity; ATP binding; ATP hydrolysis activity
Source: RefSeq, a predicted model, not a curated record